This is a messenger RNA of Aspergillus mulundensis, 1728 nucleotides long. RefSeq lists its product as uncharacterized. Gene Ontology annotation, cellular component: membrane. Lineage: Eukaryota; Fungi; Ascomycota; Eurotiomycetes; Eurotiales; Aspergillaceae. Gene Ontology annotation, biological process: transmembrane transport. The coding region runs from base 1 to 1728 and encodes 575 amino acids. Gene Ontology annotation, molecular function: transmembrane transporter activity. The transcript is spliced from 5 exons. The record is from RefSeq and is a predicted model, not a curated record.
AUGGCGUUCGCUCCUACCCUGCACCACGAGCUCGGCUCACAGGUGUCGAAGCCCGAGGCGGCUGCGACAAAUCCAUUCAUUGCUUCAAAUGAGACCAGUCUACGCCCCUCUGCAGAGAUAAAUACAGAACACACCAUUGAGCAACAUCUGCAGGAUGCACCGCGCACUCUGCCUGCACAAGCGGAGCCGGAACAAGCUCAACAGGUAUUCGAGCGAGCUCCGUUGCCGGAAACGAGUCGGUACCGCCAGUUGGCUAUCACUACGCUGAUUGUCAUAUCGAACCUGGCUCAGAUGAUUGUCAACUUCGCUGGUGUUGCCGGUGGCCGAACGUUCAUCGAGUCUAUGGGCGUCAAGCAAACAUACGCCACCUGGAUCGCCGCAAGUUAUGGCCUCACCCAAGGGACAUUCGUCCUCAUGAGCGGCCGUCUCGGCGACGUCUACGGCCACCGCAAGAUGCUCCUUGGGGGCGGCUCCUGGCUCGUCCUGUGCUCAUUCAUCGGCGCCUUCGUCCACACCAAUUUCUUCGCGUUUGUGACGAUGCGCGCGCUCGCUGGUGUCGGGGGCGCCUGUAUCAUGCCGAACGCGGUGGCCAUGAUCGCGAUCACGAAUCCGCCGGGGAGAGUCCGGAACCUGAGUUUAGGGUUCUUUGCGGCGUCGGCGCCGCUGGGAGGGUACUUUUCUGCGUUGUUCCUUGGAGCGUUUAUGGAGAAGACGCAUUGGAGGUGGUUCUUCGUUUUUGUGGCUGGUCUGAUUGCCGUGAUAUUCGUACCUCUCUGGCUUCUCAGCAAGAACCAGCCGACAUCGAGUCGGAACGAAAAGAUUGAUUGGAUUGGUGCUGCUUUGGGUACAAGCUCGCUGAUUAUAUUCAAUUUUGUCUGGAAUCAAGCGCCCAGUGUUGGCUGGUCAACACCUUACGAAAUUGCGCUCCUCGUGGUGUCGGUCGUACUGUUUGCCCUGUUCAUCGUCUGGGAGCAUAAGACACCCCAUCCUAUAAUGCCACCCUCCAUCUUCAAAGCCCCGUCCUUUGCCAUCCUCGUCCUAGUGAUCCUCCUCAACUACAUGACCGUCGGUACAGUCCUAUGGUACCAGCUCCUCUGGCUCCAAGAGAUUUGGGGUUGGUCCACGCUUCAAUUCGCCAUAGGCUGGACACCCUUUGUCAUCUGCGGGACAUUUGCAGCCUGUCUCGCCGCCUGGCUAAUCCCCCGGCUCGCAGCGCAAUGGAUCCUGGCCCUGGGUACGGUAACGGUGAUGGUCUCGACCGUUCUGGUAGCUACAAUCCCGUUGAAACAGACCUACUGGGCCCAGAUGUUCCCCUCAAUCGUGCUGUUUUCAUUCUGCCCGGACUUCGUGUAUACGGCUGGCCAGAUCAUCGCUAGCAAUACUGUCCGGCGACACCAGCAGGGCGUUGCGGGGUCCAUUAUCGGGACGCUGAAUCUGUAUGGGAAUAGUCUGGGGCUGGGGUUUGCAUCCACGGUCGAGGUGCAGGUUGCGAAGACGUCGGGGAACAACGUAACCGGCUACCGUGCGGCAUUGUACUUUGGGGUCGCGAUUAGUGCUAUAGCGCUGCUUCUGGAUGUUGCGUUCGUGAGGAGGGUCAAGGAUGAGAGGGAGGGGUGGGAGGAGGGCGACACCGACGAUGCGAUUGAGCUGACGCAGGGUGCCACGACGGGUGCGCAGGUCUCGAGGCUCGAGGCGGAACAGGGGUCCGUUGUUCAGAGAGUCGAGUGA